CAAAAUCGAAUUAUGUCCCCCUUCUCACAUCACCAACAUUAUUCUCAAAGAUUCCUCAUUCUCUUAAUUAUCCUCCUUUUCAGAGGGGUUCGUGUUUGGAGCACUACAUUCACAUUCGUGAACAAGUGUGAGCACACAGUGUGGCCGGGGGUUCUAGGAAAACCUGACCUAGGAACCACCGGCUUCGAGCUCAAAAAGGGUGAAACACGCACCUUCCAAGCACCACCGGCAUGGUCGGGGCGCUUCUGGGGCAGAACCGGUUGCGAUUUCGACGACUCCGGCCACGGAACCUGCGCCACCGGCGAUUGCGGCUCCGGCGAAAUCAACUGCAAUGGGAACGGCGCAGCGCCGGUGACUCUCGCUGAGUUCACGCUAGGUUCGGGUUCACCGGAUUACUACGACGUCAGCCUCGUCGACGGUUAUAACCUCCCGAUGAUGGUGGAAACGAGUGGCGGUUCUGGGUCGUGCGCCACCACGGGUUGCGGUGCGGACCUUAACCGGCGGUGUCCGUCGGAGUUGAGGGUGGACGGCGGCGACGCGUGUCAGAGCGCGUGUCACGCGUUUGAGAAACCUGAGUAUUGUUGCAGUGGUGAGUUUAACUCACCGUCGGCGUGUACGCCUUCAAUGUACUCGCAGAUUUUCAAGUCUGCGUGCCCCAAAUCUUAUAGCUAUGCGUUUGAUGAUGCCACCAGCACGUUUACUUGCACCGGUGCCGAUUACACCCUCACAUUUUGUCCUUCUUCCUCUCCAAGUUUGAAGUCAUUAAUGGAGUCGGGGCCAGGAUCAUCGGUUGAGCAAGCUGCAGUAGCAACUACUUCGUGGAUAGCCAAUUUGGCCACAGGAGGCUCCACCACUACCCAACCAUUUUCAGCUUCCAAGUCUGCAUUCUUUGUGGCUGUCACUUUCAUUCUUUCCUAUUUAGUCUCUUAG
Molecule: messenger RNA, 930 nt
Organism: Abrus precatorius (Indian licorice)
Lineage: Eukaryota; Viridiplantae; Streptophyta; Magnoliopsida; Fabales; Fabaceae
Product: thaumatin-like protein 1
Exons: 3
Coding region: 13-930 (305 amino acids)
Biological process (GO): defense response
Cellular component (GO): extracellular region
Source: RefSeq, a predicted model, not a curated record